UCUCCAGCGACGUUCAGAUGUUGACAGUGCGCGGAUAUGGCCGGUAGUGUUUGGAGGAGUGGCUGGGUGCUUGAUUUUUUGAAACGAAUUUGUUUUUCUUCGAAACGUGGAGGUCAAGAACGUUUGCAGAUGUCUUCAACUCGUGCAUUUGUGCUAAAUGGCGGUUCCUCGAAAUCACUGAAUAUCAUAACCUGCAAAAGGAAUGACAGAUUGUCACAUUACUGUGUUCACCGACACCUAACCCCAGUGUACACUGUACAUCACGCUGCAUUUUUAUCAGCAAAAGGUGAAUGUCAUUCUUUGCAGAGUUGUCAGGCCAUAAAUAAAACUAAGUGCGUAAACUUAUUUACAUGUUGUAGCAGGAACUUCUGUAGCGAUACAAGUUCAGGCCCCGAGAAAUUUCCUCAUAUUAUGAAUUUUCCGGAAUUGGUGUGGCCAAGUCUUACGAAGAGUUUGAAAAAUUGGAUACUUGCAAAUUUGAUAAUCAGGCCCUACUUUGAUCAGGAAUUCAAUAUUCAGGACUUCGUACUGGGGUCAAAGCAGGCAGUUGAAACAGUGUCAGCUUAUUUACCAAAAGGUGAUUUUGAAAAUCUGGAGGGCUUGGUGCACGAGGACACUAUAAAAGAACUGAAAAAAAAUAUUACCUCAUUUUCACUGAAACAUCGACAAGAGUUGGCAGUCAACAAGGAGGAUAUAUACUUUUCAUUCCCAUAUCAGAUUGGUGUAAUGUUCAGUGAUGAUGAUGAAAACCAAAAGAGAUUUGUGGAAAUAACAAUGGUGUACCAUGUUCUCCGUGGCCUUCAAGAAUUGAAAGAACAAGGCAUAGUACCUCCAAUGAACAUGGGACUGUUACCUGAAUACAGAGAUAAAAUGUUUAUUUGCAAUUACCGUUUUAUUAGAGAGUUUACUAAAGGUGUAGAGUGUCAGUGGGUUAUAAAUGUAUUGAAUCAUUUUAAACUAGCAGAUUAUACUUCGUAA
Messenger RNA from Schistocerca cancellata (South American locust), 978 nucleotides. RefSeq lists its product as uncharacterized. Gene Ontology annotation, molecular function: ribosome binding. Lineage: Eukaryota; Metazoa; Arthropoda; Insecta; Orthoptera; Acrididae. The transcript has 3 exons. The record is from RefSeq and is a predicted model, not a curated record. Gene Ontology annotation, cellular component: mitochondrial inner membrane. Gene Ontology annotation, biological process: inner mitochondrial membrane organization; protein insertion into mitochondrial inner membrane from matrix. Bases 37 to 978 code for a protein of 313 amino acids.